AUGACAGAAAGCCCCAAUAGCUUCGAUCGUCGGAACUCCACCCUGUCCGAUUCAAUAUCAGAAGCCCGUAACUCCAUCCGAUCGUCGACAGACGACUUGUUUCUGCCCCGCGUAUCCAAAGGUGACGAUGUGCCAGAAGAAUCGCAUUGGCACUCAACACCCCUCGGCCUGGCCCUGCUGCCUGCGAUCGCGGGCGUGUUCUUCCAGAAUGGCAGUUCCAUCGUGACCGACGUCACCUUAUUAGUCUUGGCUGCCAUCUUCCUCAACUGGUCCGUCCGAUUGCCUUGGGACUGGUACCGAUCGGCCCAAGCGACCCGAAGUGGACUCGACGAUCAGACCCCCUUCGAGGAAGAUUCAUCCUCAGAGGCCGCCGCAGCGCGCAAAGAGCUCCAGACUCACGAGCUCGCCGCCCUAACGGCAUGCUUUGUCUUCCCGGUCAUUGGGACCUGGCUCUUACACGCCAUCCGAGGCAGUCUCUCCCGUCCCUCCGAAGGCCUAGUGUCAAACUACAACCUGACCAUCUUCCUCCUAGCCUCGGAAGUGCGUCCUAUCGCCCAUUUGCUCAGACUAAUCCAGAAACGCACCUUGUAUCUUCAACGCAUUGUAACAUCCUCGCCACCCAGUGAGCCAACCACUCUGGCAGACCUGACCAAGCGACUCGAAGAGCUAGAGGCCCAUGUCGCAGAGACAGCGACCCGAGAGAAGAAAGUCGCAGGCCCCGAGACUGAUUCGUCGCUUGUAUCGCAGGCGGUCGCUGAGAUCCGCAAGUCCAUCCAGCCGGAUAUCGAGGCUCUCAAUCGCGCUGUGCGGAGGUAUGAGAAGCGCUCGUCGCUCUUUGCGCUGCAGACCGAUCAGCGGUUUGUGAGGCUGGAGGCGCAGGCUGGGGACGCGAUUGCGUUGGCGGCGGCGGCGCAGAGGAGCCAGGCGGCUAGGUCGGGGUAUGCCCUUGUUUUGUUGGAGUGGGUGUGUGCUUUUGUGGUGGUUCCGGUGCAGAUUGGGGUGUCGGCUGUGGGUUUACCGGGGAGGUUAGUCGCCGGGAGUCUGGAUGCCGUCAAGGGUAUGCUCGGGUUCAAAGGGAAGUCUAAGGCCAGGCCCAAGGGGGAAACGGUGGCUGGGUCGUCUUCGGCACGACAAGGAGGAUCAGCGCAGAGAAGGCCCAUGAAAAGUGGUUAG
Penicillium olsonii is the source of this 1173-nucleotide messenger RNA. Lineage: Eukaryota; Fungi; Ascomycota; Eurotiomycetes; Eurotiales; Aspergillaceae. The record is from the annotation of a GenBank genome assembly.